This is a messenger RNA of Tetrahymena thermophila SB210, 1916 nucleotides long. Its product is annotated as sugar porter (SP) family MFS transporter. The transcript has a single exon. The record is from RefSeq and is a predicted model, not a curated record. NCBI's taxonomy places the organism in Eukaryota, Ciliophora, Oligohymenophorea, Hymenostomatida, Tetrahymenidae. Gene Ontology annotation, cellular component: membrane. Gene Ontology annotation, molecular function: carbohydrate:proton symporter activity. Gene Ontology annotation, biological process: carbohydrate transport; transmembrane transport.
UGAUGAAUAGAUAGAUAAUAGAGCAAAAUAUAUUUAUUUAAUUUAAACAAAAAAUAAGAAAAAGAUAAGUAAUAAACUGAUAUAAUAAUUACCUAUUAUUUUUAGCUAAAUGAUUGCCAACGAACAGAUGGAGUAGAAUUCGAAUCAGUAGUAAGUAUUAACUUGCGUCGAUGAAUAAAAUCACUUAAAGUAAAAGUAAUAAUAAUAAUAAUAAUAAUAAUAAGGGAAUAAGACUGGCUCUGAAACAACAAUAGACGGCAUUGCCAAUAAAGUUUAAUAUUGCAAUAAGUAGGAAUAAAGACAUCGAUCUACAGGAUCAAUUAUAUUUAAAGUAGUAAUAGCAAGUAUAGGUUUUUUUUUCUUCGGCUAUUAGUAAGGAAUUCUGAAUUUGUCGCUCAAAACAUUAGAUGUCAUAUUUGAAAUUUAGGAAGACGAUUAAAAAUUUUAUGAAGGUUUAAUGUCUUGUCUCUCUCCAGUGGGAGCUAUUAUAGGCUGUGUAAUCUCUAUAUACCUAGUAAAAAGUUAUUCCCGUAUUCGCAGCUUCUUUAUAAUUGAUCUUAUCUCUCUUUUAGGAUCCAUAAUAUCUGUUGUUUCUGCAAACGUAUAUGUAUUUAUGCUAGGAAGACUUAUAAGUGGAUUAGGUGUGGGCAUUAACACAGCACUUGUUCCUUAAUAUGUAAACGAAAUAUCACCUUCUGCUUUAAAAGGGAUUACAGGAUGUCUACUAUCUGUGCUCUGUGGGUUAGGAUUAGUCGUGAGUAAUAUUCAGUCGCUAGGAUAUGAGAAUGACCCUAAAUAAAAUGAUGAUCUAGGCAAUUUCUGGAGAUUUGCUUUUGUUUUUCCUGGAGCCUUAACAGUAUUGAGGUCUAUAAUUUUCAUUAUCUUUAUUAAAAACGAUACAGCUUCUUACUUUAUGAUUAAAGGAGAUAGAAAAAGAGCUGAAGCUGUUUUAAAAGAUAUAUAUAAAGAAAAAUACGUAGAAGAAGAAAUUCAAAAUAUUUCAUAGGAAAUAGAGAUGUAGAAGUAAGGAUUAAAAUAUUGGAAAGAUUUACUUUCACGAUAAUAUUUUAAUAGAGUUAAAGUAGGAGUUUUUCUUUAAUUCUUGCAACAAUUUAGUGGAAUAAAUGUGGUAGUCUUUUAUUCAGGAAAAAUUUUUGAAGAAAUAGUUGAUGAUUCAUCUAUUGUAUUUGUGUUAGCAUUAAUGACAAAUGUUCUUCAGUUAGUUUGUGCAUUCCUUUCUGCUUAUUUUAGUACUAGGUAUGGGCGUCGAAGCUUGCUUUUGAAUGGUGACAUUGCUUGUUUCUUUUUUUUGUUAGUGUUUGGUAUAGUUUCUCUAAUUAAAAAUUAUGGUGCAGCUAGUGGUGAUGUAACUAAUCCUAUUGUGAUUAUAUGCGUUUUUGGUUACAUGUUUUCAUUCGGUAUAUCACUAGGACCUAUUGUAUGGGCAUAUAACUCUGAGAUUCUUCCUGAAAAAGGCCUUUCAGUAGCAACAAUAACAAAUUGGUCAAGCUCAAUAAUAAUAAUUUUCUUUUUUCCUAUGGCUAUUAAUAUAAUGCCUGUAGGAUAUAUUUUCUUCUUUUUUUCAUUUUGGUGCUUUAUAGGAAUGAUUUUUAUUAAGGUUUACGUUUUCGAGACAAAAAACCUUACUCCUUAAGAAAUUGAAAUGAUCUACAAUCCAAACAAUUAAAAAAAACAAGAGCAAAAGGAAAUAAAUAGUAAUUGAAAAAUGAACUAUCACCAAAUAAAAAUAAUUUUUUUGUUUGCUUUUAAAAUUAAUAAUUUUAGGAAAUUUAAAAUAAAUACUUUGAGUUAAUGUUUGUGUUUAGAAAAUUUAAAAAAUAUUAAUAAAAGAAUUUAAUCUUUAUUUUUAAAUUAAUUUAUUUAAUUUUUAAUCUAUUUUUAUACAAAAAUUGUUU